Messenger RNA from Brachypodium distachyon (stiff brome), 2327 nucleotides. RefSeq names its product ATP-dependent zinc metalloprotease FTSH 6, chloroplastic. Gene Ontology annotation, molecular function: zinc ion binding; ATP hydrolysis activity; ATP-dependent peptidase activity. The coding region runs from base 137 to 2146 and encodes 669 amino acids. The transcript has 2 exons. The record is from RefSeq and is a predicted model, not a curated record. Gene Ontology annotation, biological process: proteolysis. Gene Ontology annotation, cellular component: membrane; chloroplast thylakoid. NCBI's taxonomy places the organism in Eukaryota, Viridiplantae, Streptophyta, Magnoliopsida, Poales, Poaceae.
GUACGUUACGUUCCCUCCAAAAUCAGAGAGCAGAAACACGACAUCGACACUGCGGUUUCUCUGCUCAGUAUUCAGUACACAACAGGACACAAGCAGGAGUACUUGCCUUGCCUCAUUGAAUUACUCUAUAGCAGGCAUGUGGCCGACGACGGCCAUGUCGCUGACGACGACGAGCCACCUGCCCGUCUGCAAGGCGCAGGAUGUUGUCUCCAAGCAAGCGCCGCCUCCCACCAAGAGCAGGCGGAGGCUGCUCCAAUCAGCCGGUCUCGGGCUCGGGCUCGCCAUGACAAAGCAGACCGCACGCGCUGAGCCGCCGCCGACCUUGGCGCCGGAGGAGCUGACAUCAAGCCGCAUGUCCUACUCCAGGUUCCUGGACUACCUCAACGCCGGCGCCAUCAAGAAGGUGGAUUUCUUCUUCCAGAACGGCACCGUGGCCGUCGCCGAGGUGGACGACCCGGUGCUGGCUCGAGCCCACCGCGUCAAGGUCCAGCUCCCGGGGCUCCCCGCCGAGCUGGUCCGGAAGCUCCGGGAUAAGGGCGUCGAUUUCGCGGCCCAACAGCCCGAGCCCAACGUUGGGCUGGACGUCCUCGGCCUCCUGCUUAACCUCGGCUUCCCUCUCCUCUUCCUCGCAUCCCUCUUCCUGCGGUCGAGGACGAACAACCCCGGCGGCGUUGGCGGGCCGAGCCUGCCGUUCGGGCUGGGCCGGUCCAAGGCCAAGUUCCAGAUGGAGCCCAACACGGGCGUCACGUUCGACGACGUGGCCGGCGUCGACGAGGCGAAGCAGGACUUCCAGGAGAUCGUGCAGUUCUUGAAGUCCCCGGACAAGUUCACGGCGGUGGGCGCGAGGAUCCCGAGAGGGGUGCUGCUGGUGGGCCCGCCGGGCACGGGGAAGACGCUGCUGGCCAGGGCCAUCGCGGGGGAGGCCGGGGUGCCCUUCUUCUCGCUGUCCGGGUCGGAGUUCAUCGAGAUGUUUGUCGGCGUGGGCGCGUCUCGGGUGCGCGACCUUUUCGCCAAGGCCAAGGCAAACGCGCCGUGCCUGGUGUUCGUGGACGAGAUCGACGCCGUGGGGCGGCAGCGCGGCACGGGCAUCGGCGGCGGCAACGACGAGAGGGAGCAGACCCUGAACCAGCUGCUCACCGAGAUGGACGGGUUCAGCGGAGACAGCACAGGCGUCAUAGUGAUUGCCGCCACGAACCGGCCGGAGAUCCUUGACGCGGCGCUGCUCCGGCCCGGCCGCUUUGACAGGCAGGUGUCCGUGGGGCUCCCUGAUGUGCGUGGCCGCGAGGAGAUCCUCAGGGUGCACGCCGCCAACAAGAGGCUGGACGAGGGCGUGUCAUUGGGCGUGGUGGCCAUGCGCACGCCGGGCUUCAGUGGCGCCGACCUUGCUAACCUCAUGAACGAGGCCGCCAUCCUUGCCGGCCGCCGCGGCAAGGACCGCAUCUCCGUCAAGGAGAUCGAUGACUCCACCGACCGCAUCGUCGCCGGCCUGGAGGGCACCAGCAUGACCGACGGAAAGAGCAAGACGCUCGUUGCCUAUCACGAGAUCGGCCACGCCGUCUGCGCGACGCUGACGCCGGGGCACGACGCGGUGCAGAAGGUGACGCUGAUCCCGCGGGGGCAGGCGCGGGGGCUGACGUGGUUCCUGCCCGGCGAGGACCCGGCGCUGGUGACCAAGCAGCAGAUCCUGGCCAGGAUCGUGGGCGGGCUCGGCGGCCGCGCAGCGGAGGAGGUGAUCUUCGGCGAGCCUGAGGUGACCACGGGCGCGGCGGGGGACCUGCAGCAGGUGACGCAGGUGGCGCGGCAGAUGGUGACCACGUUCGGCAUGUCGGAGAUCGGGCCGUGGGCGCUGACGGACCAGGCCGCGCGGAGCGGGGACGUCGUGCUACGGAUGAUGGCCAGGAACUCCAUGUCUGAGAGGCUCGCCGCCGACAUCGACAGGACGGUGAAGGCCAUCGUGGACGAGGCGUAUGAGGUUGCCAAGGCGCACAUCAGGAGGACCCGGCCGGCCAUCGACCAGCUGGUGGACGUGCUCAUGGAGAAGGAGACGCUCACCGGCGAUGAGUUCAGGGCGGUCUUGUCGGAGUACGUUGAUAUUGGCAAGGAGCAGCGGGACACGGCCGCGCGGACAGACAUGGUUACUGCUUGAAACUUCCAGACAGUAGAAUUAUGUAGUGUAGAACGACAGCAUAGCUUUGAUGUAAAAAUGAAUUGCAAGGAACUUCUUCAUAAUUAUUGUCUCAAAUUUAUCCAAAUAUGAAUGUAUUUAUCCUUAAAAAGUGUCUACACACAUGUAUUUGACAAGAAUUAUAAGACGGAGCAAUACCUCA